Molecule: messenger RNA, 570 nt
Organism: Protopolystoma xenopodis
Lineage: Eukaryota; Metazoa; Platyhelminthes; Monogenea; Polystomatidea; Polystomatidae
Source: the annotation of a GenBank genome assembly
AUGAAAGCUUCUUUAUAUAUCGAGUCACUCCUGCCGCCAGAAUUACCUCGACCUUGCUCUCAGCCGUUCACUGAUCUGGACCCAUUGACGUGCAACACUAGUGCCGAAUCUCUCCCGCCACCACCUUCACCCUCUUUGCUCGAGGCCAUGGCAUGCCUUGCCUCUGGUCUCGACGAUCGCUUUCUCGGGCCUCCAUCAGCUGAUGCUAUUUCUGGAGUCGUUCCCAGCGAUGCUAGCCAAACACAAGACCAGUUUAUUCUUCGAACAGACGACAUGAAACAGCAUCAUAACGGCUUCUUUGGAGUGAACAUUAGCAGCAACUUCGGUUUUAAUAGAGGGCCUAUUAACGGCAAGCUUGUCCUGCACUCUUGUGGCAGCAACGGCUCCGGUGGAUGUGCCAACAAUAGAAUAAGCAACUGCAGUAGUAGUGGGGGUGGCAGUUUUAGUAGCAGCAGCGGCGAGGCUCUCUUUUUGCCAAACGACCCAUUAACCGAUCCUGACAAAGGGUCAUCUGAAGCAAGUGAACUGCCUCCUGGUGAUAGAGUGGAAAGACAAUCACGCCCAACUUGA